GCCGUCAACUGGAAUGCGUGUAACAUGUUGAGUCAUCCAGAGUGACAGCCGGUAGUCAAAAUAUGGUCCAGUCUUGGUAAACGUGGCAUUUUGAGACAAAGGCGAUAGACCCUUCGUAGGCAAGGCAAUUGAAGUUGCCUCGGUGAACUAUACACUAAGUUUUCAGUAUUUUCUAAGAUAUUUCCAUUCAACUAUCUUCGCAACAUCUCGCGUUAUCUUUGGGAAACGAUCUCGUUAACAGUAGCUGCAACGACAGCUUGGCUAAGGCGACUCAACAUAGCUACUAGUUUUGACUGAUUCACUUUCAAUCUCCAACGUUAGCUGUCGACGCCUCCGCAUUCGACUCUGGCAAGCGACUUAACACAUUCGCAAUCAUCUCCUGCGUCAACAGGAUCACUAUAGCGCCUCAAUGAAGACGCAAACAGGAAAAACGAAGCUUGUCUUUCUAUUCGGAGAUCAAGUUGAUUCUUGGCAUAAUGGGCUUGACCACGUCUACAAAGUGGCUGGCUCAACGCCGUGGCUGCAGUCAUAUUUGGACGAUUUAAGCAAGGCAAUGAGUACAGAAAUCAGAAUUGCCACGCUCGAUCCCGCACUUCAGGCCAGCGUAGGUGCUUUUUCGAGUCUGCAGGAACUAGGCGAGAGGUACCGCCAUACCUCGGACGAUUUGGGCAUGGCGCAAUGCCUCCUGUUACACGCAGUCAGAUCCUCACUUUUGCUUCAAAUGGUCAAGCAACAACCACAUAUUCUCUGGCCUGAAUCGACAAAUGAGUGGCUUGGCAUAUCUGGUGGCUUGCUAAGUCUAUCGUCAUGGGUUAUUUCUGAGGAUUUCGAUACUCUGCGCGAAGCGUCUCUUGAAGUAGGCCGCUUGUUUGUGAGGCUAUGCAAAUUGGUGUCAGUUCGAUCAAGAGCGGUCGAAGAUAACACCGGCGUUUGGGGCUGGGCAGUUGUAGGUAUCUCGAAAGACGAUCUCCGGAAGAUUCUCGGUCAGUUUCAGCAAAGUAUGGGCAUCCCCACCGUAAAACAAGCUCGAGUUGGUGUUACAGGUGCUGGCUGGAGUACUGUUAUCGGACCUCCAUCAGUUCUGGAACUGUGCAUAAAGCAAUGUCCUACCCUCAAAAAUGCGACAAAAAAUCCGCUCAACAUCCACGCCCUGCAGCACACCUUGACGAUAACACGGGCGGAUCUCGAUUACAUCAUUGGAGGUAACUCUCGUCUAACAGAACGUACGCUUUGCCAGUCAGGCCCCCACAUCUGGGGUAUGGACGAUCCUGGAGCUGAGUAUCAAAACUGGGGAGAGAUGUUAAGAGCGGUCUGUUUACAAGUACUUUCCCUUCCAUUAGAUAUUCCAGAAGCUGUAGCAAAGCUCAAUGCUACACUCAAAGGAUAUGACUCAGUCCGAGUUGUUCAAAUGGACAACACUAGUCACGGUCCCUUCAUGGCCAAUGCUCUGAAGGCAUCAGGAUGUAAGGUGACUAUCACGGAGGCGCACGCUUACCUCCAAGAGAAAAUUCAAGAUUCACCACAGCCACAACUGAGCGGCCGGAUAGCCAUUGUGGGUAUGUCCGGACGUGGCCCACGAAGCGACAAUAUUGAUGAGUUUUGGGAUGUUAUCAUGAAUAAGCAAGAUACGUGCACUGAAGUUCCCAAAGACCGCUUCGAUAUCGAAGAGUUCUACUGUGAAGAACAUGGAAGAGGUAACAAGGGUUGCACAAUGACCACUAGAUAUGGUUGUUUUAUGGACAAACCGGGCCACUUCGACGCUCGCUUCUUCCAUAUUUCACCCAGAGAAGCAAUGCUCAUGGAUCCGGGGCAUCGACACUUUCUGAUGAGUAGCUACGAAGCGCUAGAAAUGGCCGGUUACUCCAACGGACGGACCAAGUCGACGGACCCAAAUCGAAUCGCUGCUUUCUAUGGUCAGGUUACUGAUGACUGGCAUGACCAAAGCCACCCGACAAUAGGCUGCGAUGCGUAUACUCUUCAGGGAGUUCAGCGUGCGUUUAGUUCCGGGCGGCUCGCAUGGCAAUUCAAGUGGGAGGGCCCAACGUAUUCAAUAGAUUCUGCAUGUGCAUCUACGACCACAGCAAUUCACUUGGCCUGCAUGAGCUUGCUGUCCAAUGAUAUCGACAUGGCUGUCGCAGGUGCCAGUAAUAUCUUGAACUAUCCCCAUUCUUUCGCCUGUCUCAGUAAGUCAGGGGUGUUGUCAGACACUGGUAAUUGUAAGCCAUAUCGAGAUGACGCUGACGGCUACUGUCGUGCCGAUUUCGUGGGCUCCAUCGUGCUCAAGCGCCUUGAGGAUGCAGUUGCUGAAAAUGACAAUAUCCUGGCCGUCAUAGCGUCGUCUGGAAGAAAUCAUUCGGGCAACUCAACAUCUAUCACGUCUUCGGAUCCUGGUGCUCAGGAAAGGCUGUUCCGCAAAAUUCUGCGGAAUGCAAACGUCUCUCCGGAUGAUAUCUCUUAUGUAGAAAUGCAUGGCACAGGAACACCUGUGGGAGACCCAGCCGAGAUGAGUGCUGUAGGCAACGUGUUCAAGCACAGGCGGCGAGCUGACGGACCACUUCCGGUCGGAGCUGUCAAAGCUAAUUUCGGCCACAGCGAAGGAGCUGCCGGAAUGGCUUCCCUUCUCAAAUGUAUCAUGAUGUUCAAAACGGACACAAUACCUCCACAAGCCGGCAUGCCGCAUGCCCUCAAUCCUAAUUUUCCGCCGUUGUCUGAGCUGAACAUUGAGAUCCCUGCGGAGCCAAAGGAGUUCAAAAAAAAACCUGGCUCUGGAGAGCCAAGACGUAUUCUUCUCAACAACUUCGAUGCAGCUGGUGGGAAUGCGUGCCUACUUCUCGAAGAGUGGGAAGAUGGCCGCACCGCCGUGAUGGAGGAGCAGCAUGUAGCGGAUCCUCGUUCUAGCUAUGUUGUUGCUGUAUCUUCCAGAACGCAUGCGGCACAUAAAGCGAACAGGCGUAACUUUCUCGAGUGGCUUCGCGCAAACACAACACUCCGGCUUGCUGAUAUUGCCUAUACUACUACUGCUAGAAGGAUGCAUCACUCUAUCAGGUCUGCCUACACUGCAUCUACGGUACAAGAACUCGUCUCCAAACUUGAAGCUUCCAUUCAAGGUCCGGACUCGGAAUCAUCCUCCUCGUCAUCACAUACCCCAAUCGUGUUCGUUUUCACUGGACAGGGAGCCCACUAUUCUGGCAUGGGUAAAGAGCUGUAUCACACCAGUCCCACAUUCCGUGAGACAGUCGAUCUUUGUGCACGGAUUUGCGAAGAAUAUGGUUUCCCGACAUUCAUCGAUAUCAUUACUGACGAGAAAAGUGUUGACAACCCGUCACAAUCUACACUCCGAACACAUCUAGCUGUUCUGACGCUGGAGAUUGGUCUCGCCGCUUUCUGGAAAGCGGCUGGUAUACAACCUUCCAUGGUAAUUGGACAUUCACUAGGCGAGUAUGCUGGUCUAUAUGUUGCCGGAGUGCUCUCGCUCGCAGAUGUGCUAUAUCUUGUUGGCCGACGAGCGACUCUGCUUCUUGAGAGAUGCGAAACAGAUACAUUCUCCAUGCUGGCUAUAGCCAUGUCUGCAAAGGAUGCGCAGCAACUCUUAGAAUCGACCACGGACUUUUCGUCAUGCAGAAUAUCGUGCGUCAACAGUCCAACUUCUAUAGUGAUUAGCGGCACAACCCAUGAUAUCACCAAGCUUAAGUCUAGCGUAACUAUAACUUCAAAGAUUCUUCCUGUGCCUUAUGGCUUUCACUCAUUCCAGAUGGACUCUGUGGUGUCUGAAUAUAGCACUCUCGCAGAGGGUGUGACUUUCUUUGAGCCAAAGAUCCCAGUUGCUUCUACCUUGCUCGGCUCUGUCGUGGAAACGAGCGGUACAUUUAGCAGCGGCUAUCUAGCACAACAAACGCGCCAGCCAGUGGACUUCAUUGGUGGCCUAAAUGCUAUCAAGGAAAGGAUUGCUGACCCCGUCUGGCUUGAACUUGGGCCUAGUCAAGUCUGCACUUCCUUUGUGCGAGCAACAGUGUUUCCUUCUUCUCCUGUCGCGAGGACGAUUUCGACCCUCGACGGACCGAACCGUGACUGGGUUUCAAUUUCUAAGUGCAUGGCGUCACUGUACACCCUUGGCAUCGACAUCGACUGGCUUGCACUCCAUGCACCUUUCACCGGCUCCUUGAAGAUGUUGACUACGCCAGCAUAUGCAUGGGAUACGAAGAAUUUCUGGAUUACCUAUGCGGAGGCCCAAUCCGUGCAAGCUGGUGCACCCCCAACAGCUAAGGGGUCGAAAGAACCAGUCAUUUCAACCUUUGCGCAGGAGGUCGCUCAUGAAUCUUCCAUGGCUUCAGGUCAAAUAGAGGUAACUUUCCGUGCCUCACUUGCGGAUGAGAGCUUGUGGGCAGUUAUACAAGGACACCGUAUGGAACAGAUGGCAAUUUGUCCAGGAAGCGCUUUCUGUGAGGCUGCCUUCGCUGCUGCUUCUUAUGUCCUCAAGUCACGGGGCAGAAAGGAAGAUGCAAGCGUUACGAGGUUGGGGCUUCGAAACCCGGCUAUGCGACGGCCGUUAACCAAAAAUCUCGUCGGGUCUGGUGGAGAGCUCCUUACCACAGUCACAAUGAAGAACAAGGACAGCAAUGAUAUCAACAUCUCGUGGAAAGCGGCUACCUCUGGCAAGAAUUCUCCAAUGUUCGAGCUGGGUACGUGCUCUUUGGUGGUCUGCGAAAAUAUUGAGACUCUACAAACAAGUUGGGACCGAAUCUCCUACCUUAUCAAAGAUAGAAUGGACGGUAUAAUCAAAGCGGCAAAAGAUGGGGAUGGCCACCGGCUCAAGCAUGACAUCUUUUAUUCGCUCUUUGCGCAGACUGUGCAAUACGACCCCCUUUACAAGUGUAUCAAGGAGGCAUACGUGUCGGGCGACUUCUGUGAAGCUGUUGCUGAAGUUGUUCUUCAAGAAAACCCUGCAGGUGCCAAGUUCAUGGCCUCACCAUACUGGGGUGAGGGUAUUAUCCACCUUGCGGGCUUUACAGCCAAUGCCAACCACACGAGGAGCCCUAACACAUCUUUCAUCAAUUCCGGCUUUGAAAGCUUUGAGCAAACGGUAGAGUUUGAGGCUGGGAUGUCGUAUUUUACGUAUGUCCGCGUCCACCGAAAAGAACAGGGAAACAGGGUUUACCAAGUAUUCGUCUUCGACUCGCAAAGCAAGUUGGUAGCCCAGUGUUGCAACCUAAACUUUGUGGAAAUUAGCAACAGUGUAUUGCAGCACAACCUCUCUGGCGGAGCAGUCCAGUCGACUAACCAGCAUAAUGGCCGUAACACCAGCCAUGACACUUAUAAUAAGGCUCCUGAGCGGGAGCAAACGGCAUCACUGGCCCCUACUUCGGUAAAGGUUGAACAGCUAUCCAAAGCGAACUUGAUACAAUCGGACGCCGCACCGGGUUUAUUUGAAGUUUUAGUAGAUACCAUUGUUUCAGAGACGGGCAUUGAUGCAUCUGAAUUGACCGAUGAUACGAUGGUGGCUGAACUUGGCGUUGAUUCCAUCAUGUCGAUUGAGAUUGCCAACAAGAUCUCCAAUGCGACAGGUCAGCCCAUGACACCAAUGUUUUUGCAGGAAUAUCCUACAAUCGGCGACUUGCGGCGUGCAUACGAAGUCUUACCGCCGGCUACACCCGAGUCUGGGGCUGAAUCAACGGAGUACGAUCUGAUUGAAGACAUAAUGUCGGAGGAGUCUACACAAUUGCAGAACCAGGCCGAAGAUUCGUCUGCAGUAGAGAUUAUUGAUAUGCCUACGACCAAGAAGACAGUCACGAUCCAACAACAGUCGAUUGUCGACGAUGGUUCCACUGAGCCUACUGUCAGAUUUACUUUGCUACAUGGUUACGGUACUAAGCGUAGUAAAGGAAAGCAAGUUUCAUCAGCCCCAUUCUACUUGCUGGCCGAUGGCACGGGUUCAAUCGCCACGUACCUCCAUCUUCCCCCGCACAUCAAGACCAAGAUGGCCAUCUACGGAGUCGACUCCCCAUAUCUUCAAUGUCCGAGCAGGCUUACGCCGGAAAUUGGCAUCCCGGGGGUUGCUAAACUCAUAGUCGAUGCGUUGGUCAAGAGGCAACCCAAGGGAGUUCCGUUUUGGCUCGGAGGAUUUUCAGGAGGAGCCAUGAUUGCUUACGAAGUUUCCCGCCAGCUAUCUGCUGCCGGUCAUAUUGUCGAUAGUCUCCUCCUCAUUGACAUGUGUCCUCCGCGUCAAAUAAAACCACAAGGGUACGAUGAUGAGCUUGGUUUGGCAAUGUUCAAUGCCAUUUCCGGGAGAGAUGAUAGCGGUGUUUGGGAUUCGUCUGACAAGACAAAUCAACAUUUGAGGGCGUUGUUUGCUUCUGUCGGCGCAUACAAUCCAUCUCCUCUAGCUAAUGGCGAGAAUCCUCCCGCGAAACGCACAGCUCUCAUUUGGGCACAAAAGGGUAUGAUCGACCGGUGUUCUAAUAGCCCCCAGUUUAACAAGAUCUUGGCGGACCAUGGGGUAGUCACAACAGCUUAUCCAAGGUUCAUGGAAGACCCCAAGCUAGGGGCUGUUGCAUGGAGUUUAAUACACAAGACUGAGGCGGACCUUGGCUCAAACGGCUGGGAUAAGUUCGUGGGAAACGACCGUUUGUUGUGCAUGGCCGUUGAAGCGGAUCACUUGGAGCUACCUACUCCUGACUUUGUGCACCUGCUUGGCGAAGCAAUGGACAAAGCCUUUGAGUACUUCAAGCAGUAAUCCUCUUCACGAAUAGAUUGUAUCAUUAAUUUGUGGAUUUGCAGAUCCUCGCAGGUUUAAGAAGUGCCGUGGGUUGAGUUUACUCCUUUCAAGCAUUAUAUAUUUUCCCCGAACAGUACAUGUUCUACAAGUUACAUAAAACAUUUAACCAUCUAAAAGAUUGUGCUGCCUGAAGUAAGAACACUUUAAACAAAUAUCGACGUGAUUCUCGAACAAAG
Talaromyces proteolyticus is the source of this 6948-nucleotide messenger RNA. RefSeq names its product non-reducing polyketide synthase. The record is from RefSeq and is a predicted model, not a curated record. The transcript has a single exon. Gene Ontology annotation, molecular function: fatty acid synthase activity; 3-oxoacyl-[acyl-carrier-protein] synthase activity; phosphopantetheine binding. Bases 410 to 6730 code for a protein of 2106 amino acids. NCBI's taxonomy places the organism in Eukaryota, Fungi, Ascomycota, Eurotiomycetes, Eurotiales, Trichocomaceae. Gene Ontology annotation, biological process: secondary metabolite biosynthetic process; fatty acid biosynthetic process.